Racocetra fulgida is the source of this 520-nucleotide messenger RNA. The record is from the annotation of a GenBank genome assembly. Lineage: Eukaryota; Fungi; Glomeromycota; Glomeromycetes; Diversisporales; Gigasporaceae.
ACCAUCAAUCCUACAACAGGCCAAGUUAUUACUUCUGUAGUAGAAGCAUCUGAAAAAGAUGUCGACAUUGCAGUUGAAGCUGCUACAAAGGCUUUUAAUGAAGAAUGGAUUCAUGUGGAAGGAAAGGAACGUGGAAGAUUAUUAAAUAAACUUGCUGAUUUAAUGGAACGUGAUACCGAUGAAUUAGCUGCUCUUGAAGCUUUAGAUAAUGGUAAAGCUUUUACAAUAGCAAAGUCUAUAGAUCUUCCCUUUACAAUUGAUGUUAUUGAAACCCAACAAGAUAAAUUCUGUUACACUCGUCAUGAACCAAUUGGUGUUUGUGGCGCGAUUAUUCCUUGGAAUUUUCCACUUGCUAUGCAAGCUUGGAAAUUAGCACCAGCUUUAGCAUGCGGCAACACUGUAGUGCUUAAGACAUCUGAAUACACUCCUUUGACUGCCCUAAAAAUUGCCGCCUUAUUUAAAGAAGCUGGUUUCCCAAAAGGUGUCGUGAAUAUUCUGUCCGGAUUCGGCCCUACAGCUG